Cantharellus anzutake is the source of this 1398-nucleotide messenger RNA. RefSeq lists its product as uncharacterized. The record is from RefSeq and is a predicted model, not a curated record. The transcript is spliced from 6 exons. The coding region runs from base 1 to 1398 and encodes 465 amino acids. NCBI's taxonomy places the organism in Eukaryota, Fungi, Basidiomycota, Agaricomycetes, Cantharellales, Hydnaceae.
AUGUCUAUCACUCCUCAGAUCGCUAAAUCGUCAGUAAACCUAGUCAAGCGCGGACAGAUGGAAGGUUGGGUGCCGACGGAAGUCGUAGCAGAGGCGCUCAUGAGCUUGGGAAAGGUGGAGAUUCCUGAGACAGACGAGAUGGCGAUGAGCUCUGACGGAUUCGAAUCUGACUCUGAGCUGCAACAUCUGUUGGAUAGGCUUACGAGCAACCGCCAGACAGCGGAUCAAGGACUCUUGGAAGCAGCGGGAAGGAUUCUUGACAACAUACACCAAAGUUCUGACAGUAAGCACGUGGAAGAAGCAGCAGAAGGAACUAAGUUAACUCAGGAAGCCUCUAUAGAUACGGACUCGGAUGACCCGGAGGACGCCUCACUCAAGUACCCAGAAAGUAGCUUGGCGGAGUAUGCAUACAAUUGGAAACAUCCACCCACCAGCGGAGUGGCGACGGUUCCCCGUAAUACGCCAGAGCCCACUUUCGGUCCAGUCAGGUCCUCUUACGAGCCCCGAGUUAGUGUCACAGCUUCCCCUGCCUUCACCAAACUGCUCAAAGAAAAGAUGCGCAGCGUGUUGCUGAACCAACAUUUGGCCCAGCUGGAGGGAGAUCUCGACAAGGCGCGGAGAACUACGCAGGAAUGCUCUGCGCUGAUCCAGGACGAGACUGAACUUCGCGCUAACCCUCGAAGGAUGGGGCAGCUUUUUAAACUUCACGACACGAGGCCAGUGGUAAGAGAUUCAGAGGAAGUGGUGGAACUAGUCAUAGGAAGGAUUACUUUGGAAGCCACGAUCUGCAACGAUCACGGUACGGUGGAUGGGAUCGACAAUGAUUUGCGUCGCGCCUGGGAUCACUUCCACAAUCCUCUCUCGAAUAUCGCGAAAGGACCGACCACUCGAGUUCUACCAUGUAUUCCAGACCUUCGUGUACAACAGGUGGCGAUCGUGCCGAUCAAGAUAUACUUUUUGCGGAUGAGAAAUGGCCAGUGGAACGCUGGACGUACCGGUGCUUCCCCUGCAAGUUCUGAAGCUAUGUUAUUACGAGACCCGCCUCAUCACAAGGUAUUUUUUAACGACGCGGGAACUAAGCCCUUGUCGAUCUAUGUCCACCCCAGCAGUGGCGGGGCCCAACGGGUGUUUGGCCUGAAGGAUGCUAGUAAAGUGGACUGUCUUAUCGUCCACACCGAUAUAGACAGGGCGAAGCUUCUGGAACAGUAUUCCGGUUUGGAAGACCAUCUGAUAAUCACAUGUGAUGAGAUAGAGAGCGAAUUUUAUGAUCGUCCGAUUAGAGUACAAAUAAGACCGUUCACUGCUGACGAUGAUAGAAAUCUCGCCGAUUAUAUUGCCCGACGUUGUCCAGACCCAGACACUGGGGCAGAAGUGGCAACGUCAUAUACCGUGACUUAG